Molecule: messenger RNA, 576 nt
Organism: Didymodactylos carnosus
Lineage: Eukaryota; Metazoa; Rotifera; Eurotatoria; Philodinida; Philodinidae
Source: the annotation of a GenBank genome assembly
AUGGGUCUUCGCCCGAUUAGGUUAUUAUUAAUGCAAUGCUUGAGAUUUUUUCAUGACUAUUUUCAAUGGAAAAAAAUAUUAGUGCGUGCAACUCAUUUAGUUUUAGUAUUUUUUGUUAUAUCAACACUUAUUUUUCAAUCAUCAGAGCUCAAUUACGCUAUUCAUAGUUCAAAUUAUAUUUAUUGUUUCCUGUAUGGAUUUUUAGUGUACAUUUCAUUAUUUUUCUAUUUCCUAACAUGUUAUAUCGAUCCGGGAUACGUACCCUAUAAUAAAUUUCACAAUACUCUUGUCACAUCUGAUAGUGAAGACGAUGAAGUUUACAUCGAAAAUGCUGUUCAAUCAAGCACAACAUCAACUAAUAGUGUACCAAUGAGAAAAUGUUUACAUUGUAAUAUACAAGUGGGGGAAAAAGUUGCACGUCAUCGAAUUACAUAUUUGAAACAUAUCACAGAAGAAUAUAAUCCAUUUCAUGAAGGUUAUUGUUCGAAUAUGUGCACAUUUUUCUGUGAAUGUAGAGAAAAACAUUGGGACGUUGUAUACAAAAAAAGUUUAGAACAUGUUGUUAUUCAAAUGUAA